AUGCAUUUUCUACACGCGCUUGUCGUCGUUGUUGCGACGUUAGGAAACAAUGUCGAUGCGAUUGCAGAGCGUGGCUUGGAAGCCAAACCGCAACGCAUCUUGAGGGCUGCCACAAAACGGUCCGACCUGUAUCGAAGAAGCGUUCGCAUUACCAAAAGGUUUGAGACGGAGAUGGCUUAUGUGGAGAGUGAAAAUGCCUGGAGCGAUGCAUCGACUUUUGCUUCCCAGGUCAAGGUCAGCUCGCAGAAGCCAGUGUUCACCCUCGAAGAGCACGAGCAUCACUUGAAAGCUGUCGAGUGUGGCAAUGAUGCUAUGAAGUUGCAUUUCGUUGAUGCCUCGUCUGCCCGAGAUGCCCGAGCCGCCUAUGGUGAGGACGGUGGCUUGAUCAUCACUUCACACAAGAGCUGCAACGACGAGGGUGAGCGCGAAGUUUAUCGUGUCACCGAUGUAUCCUUUUCCGAGGAUGGAGAAGCACUCGACCUGUCCGUCAAGAAGACAACGUGGCGACAGGCCUUUGACCGUAUGAACGUGACAUUCGGUCACACCACUGAUGACCACAUCGUUCGCCGCCAUGCCGACUUUGCCAUGAUUCGGGGCAAGCGCCAGAACAGGGUUGCCAUUCCCCAGAACGUAUCCGAAGACGUCAACACUGCUCUCUUCGACUUGAGUUCUGAGAUAGUCGACAAGACCUUUGCCUCUAAAGAUUUCCUUGAGAUCCUCGGGGCUGUAGUUCCCCUUCCUGAAGAAUUGCCCGUCGCCGUCCCUAUUGAAAUCGGCUGCAAGCGAUGUGCUACCACUGGACAGUUGGCACUCAACCAGGGUGCUUUCAACAUUGACCUAUCCCAAAUCGACCUGAUCCCCGACAUCUUCCAGGGCGGCGACGACGGAAAAGAGAUUUCGAGCGUUAUCUCGGGCGGUUUUGUGGAGUUGGUAGCUACUGGCGUAGGUGCGCGAUUGGAUCUGUUUGCGCGACCAUCUGCCAACGGCGAGUUCGAAAUUGCUCUAAUUCAACUCCCCAUCGCUGGAUUCGUUAUUCCCGGAAUUGGAAAUGCAGGCGCUGUCUUCGAACCCAGAAUCGCAUUUGAAUUCGAAGUCAGCGGUGGGCUUGAGGUCAACUAUGGACUCGAACUCAAUGUGCCUGACAACUCCAGGCUUCGAGUAGAGCUCACCAACCUCGGUGCUAGCAGUCUUGUUGGUUUCCAGGACACCACUCUUACUCCCCUACCUGUCACUGUCAACAUUACAGAUGUUGAUGUCACCCUUGGUCUUGCCUUCAAGCCCGCCAUCCCUGUUGGUUUCGAUUUCCUCGGCCAGUUGUCAGCGGAGGUCACUACUGUUUUGGACCUACCUCGCCUGGAUGCAAAGCUCUCGACCAACAUUGCCGAGAACUGUGCUAGCGGCAACAGCUCCACUGAUCCGUCUGCACCAGGUGCAAACAGCACGACGCAGUUGUCUCCUGAUCUUAUCCAGCUGGGUCCCAUCGCCUUGGUUGAAGCCAAUGUUUCCAUUUCUUGCGAUCUCAGCUUUGACGUCUCCAUUCCGAUCCUGCCACCACCGUUCAACCAGGUCGGCGUCGCACAAAACAUUUUCAAGGCAGAAUUCCCUCUCGUCUCGGAAUGCAAGUCGCCAGAGACUGCUUUCGAUGGUGCAUCGGGUAUUGUCGUUCCUGCGCCCCCAGUUGUUGCGCCCCCGGUUGUGAGCGAAUCUGUCGCUCCGGAGCCUCAGGUUAAUGCUACUCAUGCGCCAGUCUACACAGUCCCAGUGGCGAAUUACACGAUCUCUUCCACAGUAGCCAUGCCUGCUGCUACCACUCUAAGCAGUGUAGUCUACGCAGCUCCUGCGUAUACAGCUUCUCCUGAUGGUUCAGCCAGUACAAGCUGUUCAACUAUCCCAAGCUACACAGCUACCCCAGACCGCCAGUUACCCAGUGCCCUCGGAACCGGCUUCGACUACCAUAAUAAUGGCCACUAG
This is a messenger RNA of Bipolaris zeicola 26-R-13, 1971 nucleotides long. RefSeq lists its product as uncharacterized. The transcript has 4 exons. Bases 1 to 1971 code for a protein of 656 amino acids. The record is from RefSeq and is a predicted model, not a curated record. Lineage: Eukaryota; Fungi; Ascomycota; Dothideomycetes; Pleosporales; Pleosporaceae.